Molecule: messenger RNA, 2619 nt
Organism: Blepharisma stoltei
Lineage: Eukaryota; Ciliophora; Heterotrichea; Heterotrichida; Blepharismidae
Source: the annotation of a GenBank genome assembly
AUGAGUAAUUAUGCCAUUGAUGUGACAAACAAUCGAGUCAAACAAAUCAUGGAAGAGCAAGGCAUUGAAGAAGACGAGCUUCUAAAUAAGUAAUUCUUAUGUAGGAACUUAGAAGAUUUCGCUGAUCCUCGAGUAACGCCUGAAAUCCAGCAACUCAGAUUUGAAUACUACACCAAUAAGCUUAAAGAAACAGUUAAGCGUAUCCGUGAUAUCUUAAAAGACAGAACCAUGACUAUUAUAGCCCAUACCUCUAUAUAGAUUUCUUUAUCGAGUAAAAUGGAAAAUAAAGUUGAGCGGCCAAGACAGAUUCUAUCAAAGGGAUGAACUAGUUCUCUAGACUAGGGAGGGUUAAAAAGUAGCAUGUCAAAAAGUGAUUGACAAGCCUUAGCCUCUAAAAAUAUUUACAAUAAGUUCUGGAUGGCUAUUUGCAGCAGAAUUAUUAGCAUAUCAUAAGUAUCUGCACAAAACAAAGUGCCCGGCCAUUUCUAUUUCCGCACAAAUAAUAAUUUAGCUAGCUUUAAUUAAUUAAUGUAUAUUUUUAAAUAUUUUUGAAACUUUGUUUUGGUAAGAUUAUAACACACUAUUAUUAUGGGUCAUUAAGAACUUUAUUAAAAACAAUCAACAUAAAUACAAACUUUGGCUUUUAUAGAGGAAUUGGUCAUAAUCAAAUUGGCAUUGUUUAUUAAAAAUCUAUCCUUCCUCAAAAGGCAGCUCGAUUGAUAAGUUUUAAAUUUUAAAUUCAUUUAAAUUUGCGAAAGAAUAUAUUAUGAGUCAUUAAGAGGUUCAUAAAGAGCAUUCAGUGUUCAAUAAAAACUUUGACUUUAUAUAUAUAGAAAUUUCCCAUAGAUGGCGCAGUUUGCCCUUGAUUUGCCCACUGUGAAAAUUUUUUGGUUCGACCAGUACCAUAUGGUUUGGUCAAACCAAAAAAUUUUUCAGUGGGCAAACAGCGCCAUCUAUGGGAAAAUUCUAUAGCAUUUGAUCAUAAAAUAUUGGAAUGGCUUAUUUGAGAAUCUAUUUUUUAUGAGCACUAAUUAAUGUAAAUAUUUAAAUUUUAUAAUGAUUAUUUAAACUUAUUUCUUGCUUGGACUUAAAUUUUAUAGUAAGAUAUUUACCAGGGCAGUCUAAAAGCAUCUUAAAUUUAAAAAUAAUUUAAUAAUAAAACCAUUUUAAAAAUUGUCGAGUUUGUUUGUCAACUUUGUUCAUAUUUAUAAACCAUUUUUGACAUACACUUUUUAACACUUCUUGGAAUAGAGAUCCAGUUUGUCCCUUUAAUAGAGUCUGUCUUGGUCGCUCAACUUUCUAUUACACUUUGCUAGACAAAUAAAUCUAUAUAGUGGUAUGGGCUAUAUAAGGCGUAACAGUCUUCCUGAUCUUCACCAAUCUCACAAUAGCAAUUCUAUAUCCACUGAAAGAACGACCCCAAAGUUUCAAGACCUUGCAAGAGCUGAAGAAGAUCGUCUCAAUAAACUAAAAGAAAAGCAAAAGAAGAUGCUAAUUACAACCUUAUCAAUGCUAGAAAAAAUUGAUGAAGUAGAGAAACCAAUCAAAAAUAAAAGAAAAAGCUCAUCACCUAUUUUAAGUCCUCAUGAUAUGAAUAAAAGCUUGAAAUUUAAAGAAAAAAUCGAAUCUUUUAAAAAAAUACAAGAAGAAAAAUUCAAAGAAAAGAAAAAAGAGCAGAUGCAAAAGCAAAAAAACUUGUAUGAGAAAAUUAUUAUAGAUAUGAAAAACCACAGCGAAAGAGAACAAAUAAUAGAGCAGCAGAAAAAAGAAGCAGCCAAAGAAAGAGAUGAAGCACUGAAAAGAAAGCAAGAAGAAAUAAAAGCUGUGAAAGAAGGAGAGGAGAUUAUGAAUGAACAUCGAAUUCAAGAAGAGUUGGAUUUGAUGCAAGAGAAGAUUAUGAAAUCUGAAGAAAAAUAUGUUAAUGAAAGAGAGCAAAAAUUGUCAAAAACUCUUGGCUUGCGGAAAUUUUGGGACCUUGUACUGGGGAAUUUAGAUAAAUUAAAGCAAACCCAUGAAGUUGAAGAUGUACUCAAAUUAAUUGAAAAACAAGAGAAAGUAAAAAAAAGAAGAGAAAAAAUCCAGAAAAAGUUAGAAGAAGAAGUCAACAAAAGACGAGAAAAAAUGGAAGCAAGAAAAAGAGCUGCCCAAGUAAAGGUAGCAAAUGAUGAAAAAGAGCUUUAUAAAAAAGUGAAUUAUUUAGAAAAGAGACUAACAGCAUCGCAGAAAAAUUUAGCAAUGAAGCAAGAUGAAUGAAAAAAAGAAGUCAUGCUGAGAAAAGAAUUGCAAAGGCUAAAAGAACUGGAUGGGAUUACAAAAGUUGAAAGAGCCAAUAGAAGACUGGUAGGAAAUAUUUAGAAACUCAAAAAAAUGCAAAUGCUUGAAAAGCAAUUGAUGACAAGCCAAAGAAUUGACGCUCUGAAGCUAGAAAAAGAAAUGAUUUUGAAUAAAAAGAGGUAAAAAUUAGGAAGGGAAAUAGCUACUAAAGAGAUGAUACAAAGAGAAAAAAUGAAAGAAGUAUUUGCCGUUGUAUGCAGAUCUCCGAAAUCAAGAACAGCUCAAGAGCAGCUUAGAAUGCUCGAUAUAUUGAAAAAGAAUUCUGAUAGUGAAGAAGAAGCAUAA